Molecule: messenger RNA, 774 nt
Organism: Thunnus maccoyii (southern bluefin tuna)
Lineage: Eukaryota; Metazoa; Chordata; Actinopteri; Scombriformes; Scombridae
Product: histone H1-like
Exons: 1
Coding region: 36-641 (201 amino acids)
Biological process (GO): nucleosome assembly
Cellular component (GO): nucleosome
Molecular function (GO): structural constituent of chromatin; DNA binding
Source: RefSeq, a predicted model, not a curated record
UUAGUUUCGUGUUGAAUCUGAUCCUAUAAGAAACAAUGGCAGAAGAGGCUCCAGCUCCCGCCGCCGCCCCGGCUAAAGCCGCAAAGAAGAAAGUUUCCAAGCCGAAGAAGGCUGGCCCCAGCGUCAGCGAGCUCAUCGUUAAGACUGUGGCCGCAUCCAAGGAGCGGAGCGGCGUGUCAGCAGCCGCCCUCAAGAAGGCUUUGGCUGCCGGAGGUUACGAUGUGGAGAAGAACAAGGCCCGCGUCAAGACCGCCAUCAAGAGCCUGGUGGCCAAGGGGACUCUGGUCCAGGUCAAGGGGACCGGGGCCUCCGGCUCGUUCAAGAUGAGCAAGACGGUUGAAACCAAGGCCAAGAAGCCCGUAAAGAAAGCCGCUCCUAAAGCCAAGAAGCCCGCCAAGAGCCCUAAGAAACCCGCAGCGGCUAAGAAGCCUAAGACAGCGGCAGCCAAGAAGACAGCAGCCGCUAAGAAAUCCCCCAAGAAGGUCAAGAAGCCCGCGGCGGCCAAGAAAGCAGCCAAGAGCCCCAAGAAGGCCACCAAGAGCCCCAAGAAAGUGGCCAAAAAGGCUCCUGCAGCCAAGAAAGCUCCCGCAAAGAAGGUCGCCAAACCCAAAGCCAAGAAGGCAGCAGCCAAGAAGAAGUGAGCUGUCAUCAGUCUCAACAUGUGAACUUGAUCAAAGGCUCUUUUAAGAGCCACACAUCUUUCUGUAAAGAGCAUCAUCCCAGUUUUAAUAUGUUUAACCAGAUAGUGUCUCAUAUACUGCACAAACUGAUGAA